Molecule: messenger RNA, 2214 nt
Organism: Penicillium pulvis
Lineage: Eukaryota; Fungi; Ascomycota; Eurotiomycetes; Eurotiales; Aspergillaceae
Product: protein kinase COQ8
Exons: 1
Coding region: 1-2214 (737 amino acids)
Biological process (GO): ubiquinone biosynthetic process
Cellular component (GO): extrinsic component of mitochondrial inner membrane
Molecular function (GO): kinase activity
Source: RefSeq, a predicted model, not a curated record
AUGUCUGGCCGGCGCUUGCUGGAUGUCAUUCAAUUACUCAAUGUCUCAAAAACUGUAGCUGGAAAACACCUGGCUAUUCGAAAACAUCAGCUCGAUGUCUACACACGGACUUCCUCCCUCACGAAGGGCAUCAAGGAACAGACGGAAGGACUGAUCCUGACCGCACAAGCCGCUGCCGCUCUCGCGCGACGAUUCAAUGAUACAUCGCCACCUCCCCCAACCUCCCCGUCGCCGACCACCGUCUCCGCCGACCCAUCGGCCGAUUUUGCUCCUAGCUCCCCGAAAGCUGCGGAAAAAACAACCGCCUCCCCCACAUCGGACAACGCGCGCGUCGAGGAACGUCACGUGGAAUCACAGAUUCCCUCUGCAACAGCACAGUAUACCGGCACUGAGAAGCCUGCCGGCUUGAAUGUUAGCCAGCAGCAGGAUGUCUUCUACGAGCCCUCGCGACAGACUACGCCGGACACACCCGCGCAGCCGCGCGUGACAAUACCACAGGCCACCGCAAAUGUCCAAGCUGGUGGAGUGGAGGGGUUGAACGCCGACGUGUUUCACGCAGCUACUGGCCCGGAAACCAAUGCUGCUCCUGAGGUACAGCAGGAGAUUCCAGAGGAGAUGAUGCAGGAUAUUUUCCAAAGCCCACGAGUCUCUCGUUUGCUUGCAGGGAAACCCAAGAUGAAGAGAGACUGGCUUGCAGAGAAAUAUGCCCCUCGCAAUACUCCGCCGGAUGCGAAAUCGGCUGCAGAACCCGAGGCUUCGUUGAAGUCUGAGCAAGAGGAAGCUCAAAACUUGGCUGCCAGCGUCGCCGAGGACGUUAUCGCGCCAGUAGCGGAGGUAGUGGCCGAGGACAAGACCGUACCAUAUCAGAUGUUGGAAUCACGCGUUCCAUCUUCCCGGAUUGGUAGAUUGUGGCAGUAUGGCGGGUUGGCAACUUCGAUGGCCUUUGGUGCCGUAAGUGAGACUGUUCGCCGGGCGACUGGAAGCCAGCAAAGUGGCUCUAUUAUGUUCAGCGCAGCGAAUAUGGAACGAAUGGUGGCGAAGCUAUCGAAAAUGCGAGGUGCCGCUCUCAAGCUUGGUCAAAUGCUAAGCAUUCAAGAUUCAAACAUGUUGCCCCCGCAAAUCCAGCUUGUCCUGCAGCGUGUUCAAGAUCGCGCCGAUUACAUGCCUGCUUCGCAGCGUGACAAAGUGCUUGCUGAUAACCUUGGCCCUAAUUGGCGGGACCUCUUUUCCUCGUUCGACGAGAUUCCUAUGGCAGCAGCUUCUAUCGGCCAAGUCCACUCCGCUGUCCUCAAGCGAACAGGCAAGCCCGUCGCAGUGAAGGUCCAGUACCCCGGCGUGGCAGGCUCGAUCGAUUCCGAUCUGAACAAUUUAUCUAUCCUUCUGACUGCCUCCCGACUCCUCCCUCGAGGCCUCUACCUCGACAAGACCAUCGCCAACGCCCGUGUUGAACUCGGCUGGGAAUGUGACUACAUCCGCGAAGCGGAGUGUGUCGCCCGCUUCCGCGAACUCCUCCACGGAGACCCCGUCUUCGUGGUACCUGAAGUCAUGCCCGAAGCCUCAGGCAAACAGGUACUGACCAUGGAAAUGCUUGAAGGAGUUGCCGUUACCAAGAUUCAAGAUUUCACUCAAGACCAACGCGACUGGAUCGGCACCCAGAUUAUGCGUCUGUGUCUGCGCGAGAUCACCGAAUUCCACUACAUGCAAACAGAUCCCAACUGGACUAACUUCCUUUACAACGCUCACACAAACCGUCUCGAGCUCUUGGAUUUCGGUGCCUCGCGUGCCUAUCCCGAGGAAUUCAUCUCCACUUACGUACGCACUCUCGUCGCGGCCGCUAGCAAUGAUCGUAAAGCGUGCCACGACCUCUCUGUCGAACUCGGCUACUUAACUGGCCACGAGUCCCAGGCUAUGGUCGACGCUCACGUCUCAUCAAUUGUCACCAUCGCUGAGCCGUUCAUGCUCUCCUCGCCUGAUCUGUAUGACUUCCAGAAUCAGACUAUCACUGAUCGUAUCCGGGCGCUUAUCCCCGUGAUGAUUCGUGAACGGCUUGCUCCUCCUCCCGAGGAGACGUAUAGUCUGCACCGCAAGCUCAGUGGUGCUUUCUUGCUCUGCGCGCGGCUCGGUAGCCGCGUUCCUUGUAAGGAGUUGUUUGCCGAGGCUAUCCGUAACGGGGAGCUGAAGGGCUUACCGGUGGGUGAGCAGAAGCAGACCUGA